AUGGAGAGUGCUCUUCAGAUGCCGGGCUGGGUCCUUUACUGGUUCUACUCCACAGCCGUUAUCUGCACAUGGGAUGCAAGCUUUAUUGUUUUUCGACCUCACUCUCUCCCUGGGGGCAGCCUGGCCUCCAUCUGGUACCUAUAUAAGCACUAUGUGACGGUAGACCAGCGAUAUAAUGAUCUCAAAGACGACUUCGUGUUUGCCCAGAGUUUACUGAAUUAUGUAGAAGUAAUCCUGAACAUCAUCGCUAUAUUCAUGCAUUACCGGAAGAGCCGCCAUACACUGCCCUUGGCCUUCACAGUGACCGUUAUGACGUUUUGGAAGACAGUGCUGUACUUCUUAAUGUACGUCGUCUCCGACACUUACCGGAAGAACAAUACAAUGACGGAACACAUCUUCCUUUUCUUAAUUCCGAAUGGUGUCUGGGUCGUCCUUCCGUUCCUGGUCAUGGUCAAACUCUGGGGCAUGCUUCUUCCGCCUAGUGCUUCUGACGGCAGCAGAGUUCCGAACAGCCGGAAACGAAAAACAAAAGCAUCGUAG
This is a messenger RNA of Ylistrum balloti, 540 nucleotides long. RefSeq lists its product as uncharacterized. The record is from RefSeq and is a predicted model, not a curated record. Bases 1 to 540 code for a protein of 179 amino acids. The transcript is spliced from 4 exons. Lineage: Eukaryota; Metazoa; Mollusca; Bivalvia; Pectinida; Pectinidae.